Molecule: messenger RNA, 1438 nt
Organism: Entelurus aequoreus (snake pipefish)
Lineage: Eukaryota; Metazoa; Chordata; Actinopteri; Syngnathiformes; Syngnathidae
Product: cyclin-dependent kinase inhibitor 1B-like
Exons: 3
Coding region: 263-763 (166 amino acids)
Biological process (GO): signal transduction by p53 class mediator; regulation of mitotic cell cycle
Cellular component (GO): nucleus
Molecular function (GO): cyclin-dependent protein serine/threonine kinase inhibitor activity
Source: RefSeq, a predicted model, not a curated record
UGGCAACCACGUGACUGACGUCACUCGUGGGACGACCCAAACCAUUAAACGACGCCAGCACCCCUCAAUACGCUCCUCAGGUUUAUAACAAACAAGUGCAAAGGACGGGAACACGCUACGCGAGUUGUACCUUCCACAGUUCGACGCGACAUUGUUUUUGUCCGAGGCCGUCGCGAACACAUCUCUUUCCUCUUGGCCGGUGCGCACUUUGCUUGCAAAAACAAAGUCCGGAAUUUUGACAACUUACUGACGCUAAUGGGACAUGGCGAUGGACACGUCAACAUCCGCUGACUCAGAGACGGCGUGCCGAGGGAGCAUCGAGGCCCCGUCGUUAAAGGUGGGCUCGGUGCGGAGGAACCUCUUCGGCCCCGUGGACCACCAGCAGCUGCACCAGGACUUCCAGCGUCUCCUCCACUCGGGCGUGGACGCGGCCAACAAGCGGUGGAACUACGACUUCCGCAGCGACGCUCCGUCGCCGGGCUCCGGCGUGCAGUGGGAGGAGCUUAAGUGCCAGGAUGUGCCGAGAUUUUACCACAGCUGCACGGUGAGGCCGGCGGCGAAGAAGACGAAGAGGCGGUUCUCGGCGUCGCCGGGCGACAGCUCCGACGAGUCCGGCAGCUCUUCCGGAUCCGGGGACGAGUACCUGGAGGUGGCCACAAGGCGGCGCUGCAGGCUGCAGAAGCGCAAACAGUUGACCAUCAUGGAUUUCUUCAAGGUGAAGAAGAGGAAGCUUCUACAUUACAAAAGCAUGACUCGGCAGUAGGAGCACCUCAGAUAUGUUUCAUAUCCAUGUACAUACUGUAUGUAGCAUCUGGCAACACAACUUUAUUAGCACAAAAAAGCUACCAGUUUUUUUUUUAGUCCAACCACACGGUUCUAAAUGAUAUAUAUGUAUGUAUAUAUGUACAUUCUACAUACUGUUUUCUUCACUUUUUUUAUACUGUGAAAUUGUAUUAUGUGCACUCUGACAGUCCAGCGCCGUGGAUAGUAUUUGUCAAGGUGGUGACCUCACUCGUCACCUAUUUGUUAUGCUGAACGUCCGAACUAUUCCUGGCCUCGCGCCACACUUUAUUCUCAUCACCCCCGGCCGCCUCUGACGGCGCUAUGAGGCAAGGGUCAAAACCUCGCCCGGGGUUCAAAUUUGGCGGCAUGCUAGCGAUCAGCUCCAGGUUAAAGGUCAACGGUGGAGGGUCAGCCACUAUCGUGCUGAUAACCAGGAUUCUUAUCUAUUUAUGUAUUCACAAUGCUAGCCCGUCCUCAAAAAUAAGAUACUAUAUCUAUAUAUAUACAUAUACACAUAUCCAUCCCAUCCAUCCAUUUUCUACAGCUUAUUCUAAUAUAUACAGUAUAUGCAUACAUAUAUAUAUUUGUGUGUAUAUAUAUAUAUAUAUAUAUAUAUAUAUAUAUAUAUAUAUAUAUAUAUAUAUAUAUAUAUAUA